Molecule: messenger RNA, 426 nt
Organism: Echinostoma caproni
Lineage: Eukaryota; Metazoa; Platyhelminthes; Trematoda; Plagiorchiida; Echinostomatidae
Source: the annotation of a GenBank genome assembly
AUGUUCCCAGAAGUGAGGCAGAUGACAGUUUCAACUGGUCAAUUCAUCGGUCAAAAUGCCUCGUGUCUUGAGGCAACUGACCCAGGUCGCGCACGGGAAACACGAAUUUCAUGGGAACGUCCGUAUAAAUGUACUCACUGUGGUAACGCAUUCUCCCAGAACGGUACAUUAAAACGCCAUUUACAAACAUGCAAAGCAGUCAGUAGACGAGAUCGUAUCCGUGGUUGUACUCGCAAUACAGGUAGCGGGGACAGCGCGACCACCGGGCCGAAAACCGAUUCGCUUGACGAGGCUGGUAUCGAUACGAACGGACGGUCGGAAUUGGACAUGAUGAAGUUGGAUGAAAUUGACGGACGCCAAGCGACACCGGAACAAAGCCUGGGAAGUAUUAUCAACGGUGGAAGACUAUACUAUUUCAAUCCUUGA